AUGGGAGUGGAAGAAGAAGAACAACAAAACCACCACCAACAACAACCGACCGACUCCGGCGUAUUUUGCUCGCUCGACGCCUUUCUCCAAGACAGCUUCGACUAUGUCGUCGUGGGCGGGGGAACGGCCGGCGCCGUCGUGGCCGCCCGCUUGAGCGAAGACCCCCAUGUCCGCGUGGGAGUCCUCGAAGCCGGCCAGAACCGUCUCGGGGAUCCUCUAGUCGAGACGCCGGGGAUGCUCGCGCUGCUCCUGCGGAAUCCGGACUACGCCUGGGAUUUCACCACGGUGCCUCAGAAAGCGAACAAGAAUAAAUCUCACCACGUCACGCGCGGCAAAGCUCUGGGGGGAUCCAGCGCCAUCAACUUCAUGGCCUACGGCCACCCCUCGGCCCGCGACCUGGACGACCUGCAAGACCUGGGCAUCUCCGGGUGGUCGUGGGACGAGAUGAUGGCAGGGCAGUACUUUCGCAAGGUCGAGCACUACGAUCCUCCUCCUUCUCGCGCUGUGUCGGAGGAACCAGACAUCGACCACCCCGUCCUCGACGCGGCGAUGCACGGCACCACGGGCCCCAUCCACACCUCCACCGCGACCGCGAGGUUCCCUGCCGAAGACGCCCUCCUCGCAGCCCUGGAGGAGACGUCUGGUCACCCCCCGCGGGUGCCCAAGGACCCGUACUACUCGGGCGACCACCAGGGCUGGUACGCUUCGCUGAGCGCCAUCGACCGUAGCAGCGUCAACAGAAGGGGCACCCGCAGCUAUGCCGCCACGGGCUACAUCGCCCCGAUCCUGGAUCGACCGAAUCUCAAGAUCCUGACCGAAGCCGUCGCCACCGAAGUGAUCAUCCUUGACGACAAUGACACCGCCGAGACAGCUCCUCGAGCGCGAGGGGUGGUGUUCGCGCACGGGGGCCGUAAGGACCAGUUCCACAGCGUCCACGUCAAGGCCGAAGUCGUCCUCUGCGCCGGUUCCAUCCAGACCCCGCAACUGCUGGAGCUCUCGGGCAUCGGGGACCCGGCGGUCCUGCGCGCGGCGGGUAUUGCUCCACGCGUGGACAACAUCCACGUCGGCGCCAAUGCGCAGGAGCACGUCAUGACCAAUGUGAGCUACGAACUCGCCGACGGGGAGGCUAGUCUGGACAGCAUCUACCUCGACCGGGCAUUCCUGCCCGCCCAGCAAGCACUGUACACCCGCUCGCGUGAAGGCGUACUGGCCAACGCCCCGAGCGUGAAUGGCUUCACAUCCUUCGCCGAGCUCGUGGAUGCGAGCACAUUGGAGCGGACCGUCUCCUCUCUCUCCCCGUCUCCUUCGUCAGCGUAUCCCGCCAUCGACUCCCAGCAGGCCGCAAUCCUGGCGUCGCGCCUCGCCUCCCCCGCCUCCUCGGCCAUCCAGUACAUCGUCAUCCCGGCCUUCUGCGACACGCUCAACGCCCACGCCGACAUGUCCAAGUUCAUGCCUGGCCCGCCACCGUCGUCCGCCAGAAAUCCCUGCGUCUCCCUGCAAGUCGUGCUUAUGUACCCGGCCUCACGGGGUUCCGUCCACAUCACCUCCAGCGACGCCUUCGCACCGCCGCGCAUCGACUACGGCCUCCUCGCGCACCCGGCCGACGUCGACGUCCUGGCCGCCGGCCUGGCCUUUGCCGACCGCGUCUUCCGCUCGUCUCCGCGUGUCGCGGGCAUGGUCAAACGCCGUGUGUACCCGGCGGAGGGGGUGGACGUUCAGGAUCCGAACACCGCGAAGGACGUCGUGCGUGAGGCGGUGACGCUGAUCAAUCACCCGCUAGGAACCUGUGCGCUGGGCAAAGUCGUCGAUGAGAGGCUGAGGGUCAUCGGUGUCGGGGGCUUAAGGGUCGUGGAUGCCAGUGUGUUGCCCAUGGAGGUGAGUGCGUUUCCCAUGGCCGCAGUCUAUGCUGUGGGGGAGAAGGGAGCCGCAAUGAUCAAAGAGGACCGCGGCACCCGUCCCGGGAAAUGA
Messenger RNA from Fonsecaea erecta, 1968 nucleotides. RefSeq lists its product as hypothetical. The transcript has 2 exons. The coding region runs from base 1 to 1968 and encodes 655 amino acids. The record is from RefSeq and is a predicted model, not a curated record. Lineage: Eukaryota; Fungi; Ascomycota; Eurotiomycetes; Chaetothyriales; Herpotrichiellaceae. Gene Ontology annotation, molecular function: oxidoreductase activity, acting on CH-OH group of donors; flavin adenine dinucleotide binding.